AGAGGAGGAGAAGCACAGGGACACAGCACUGACUGAGGCUGUGCUUACAUCAGGAGCACGCGCUCAUCGGACUGGAGUAGUACAACUGUUGGAGCACAUCGCUGCUGAGGAAAGAGAGAUGAGAGACUGUGCUGCCUCUUGACUGCUCUUAGACCGGAGCACCUGCAGCGGACAGAGCAUCAAGGAGACUGGGCGGACAAGCAGAGCGCUGCUGAGAUUAUGCGCGGGGCAGAGAGCUCCUGUGGAGUCCCCAUUUUUUGCAGUAGCAGCAGCAGGAGGAUCAGAAGCCGUAGCAGAGGAGCUAGCUGUAACUGCAGCAAAACAAGGAGCCUGAACUCUGGCGGUGCCUGUUCCUCCCGGCAUGAGCGUGUUGUCAGUGUGGGAGCAGUGACACUGCACAGAGGCUGUGGAUGUAGUGGCUUUGUUGAAUGUACCUGUAGCUGGAGAGGAGCCUGGAGCCGGAGUGAGGGCGCCCACAUUGUCCUCAGGUGAAUGACCAGUGUGGCUGAUGAAGGCCACCUGGAUCCGCCUGCUGAAACGAGCCAAGGGAGGUCGUGUCAAGAACUCCGAUGCCUGUGGUUCGGCCGACUCGUACACCAGCCGCCCAUCCGACUCAGAUGUGUCCCUGGAAGAGGAUAAGGAGGCAGUGCGCAGAGAGGCAGAGCGCCAGGCCCAGGCCCAGCUCGACAAGGCCAAGACAAAACCAGUUGCAUUUGCCGUUCGCACAAAUGUCAGCUACAGUGCCAGUCUUGAUGAUGAUGUCCCUGUACCAGGCAUGGCUGUUUCCUUUGAUGCUAAAGACUUCCUGCAUGUCAAAGAGAAAUUCAACAAUGACUGGUGGAUUGGACGUCUGGUGAAAGAAGGCUGUGAAAUUGGUUUCAUCCCCAGUCCAGUGAAGCUUGAAAACACCCGUAUCCUCCAGGAGCAGCGAGCGAAGCAGGGCAAGUUCAGUAAAUUGGGAGCAAAUUCCUCCUCUAGCUUAGGUGAAGUGGUUCCUAACUCAAGGAAAUCUACUCCUCCGUCCUCUGCUAAGCAGAAGCAAAAGUCGACGGAACACAUUCCUCCGUACGAUGUUGUGCCUUCCAUGCGGCCCGUAGUUCUGGUUGGACCGUCACUGAAGGGCUAUGAGGUGACAGACAUGAUGCAAAAGGCUCUCUUUGACUUUUUAAAACACAGAUUUGAGGGAAGAAUAUCAAUAACUCGUGUCACUGCAGACAUUUCUCUUGCCAAACGCUCGGUCCUCAACAACCCCAGCAAGCACGCCAUCAUCGAACGCUCCAACACGCGCUCCAACUUGGCUGAAGUCCAGAGUGAGAUUGAGCGUAUUUUCGAACUGGCGCGGACAUUACAGUUAGUAGUUCUUGACGCUGAUACCAUCAACCAUCCGUCACAACUGGGGAAGACCUCACUUGCACCCAUUAUAGUCUAUGUAAAGAUCACCUCUCCCAAGGUGCUGCAGCGUCUCAUCAAAUCCAGAGGCAAGUCCCAGGCCAAACACCUAAACGUGCAGAUGGUGGCGGCCGACAAGCUGGCGCAGUGCCCUCCUGAAAUGUUUGACAUCAUUCUGGAUGAAAACCAGCUGGAGGAUGCUUGUGAGCACAUGGCUGAUUACCUGGAGGCCUACUGGAAAAGCACUCACCCCAGCAGCUGUAGCCCGCCUGACCCACUCCUGACAGAGCUGCCCACGGACGCCCUGCCCUCGAGCACAGCCCCUCUCCCCGCACUGCAGGGGGGCAUCUCUGAGCAGAGGAGUGACAAAGCUCUGGUGGAGAGAAAGAGCUCCAAAGAAGACCACCACCAGCACCAUCAUCAUCACCAUCACCACCACCAUCAGAGCCAGGACCCGCCCACCAACGAGGCUGAAGAGGAACUGGAGGAGGAGGCAGAGGAGGAGUGCACUGAGCCUUCAUCACGCAGACCUCAGCAUGUUCACCACAGGUCAUCUUCCACCAGGACUGAGCACCACAAUCAUCACCAUCACCACCACCAUCACAGCAGCCGCGUCAGGGGCCUGUCCCGACAGGAGACACUGGACUCAGAGACACCAGAGAGCAGGGAGAGCAGGGAGAGCAAAGAAUCGGCUUACAUGGAGCAGCGGACACAGCUUCUCCACCAGGAAGAGGAGGAGGAGGAGGAGGAGGAAGAGGAGGAAGAGGAUUUAGGGGAGGGGCACCCCCAGCAGCAACAGCGCUAUGAGCCAGUGCCCCACCGGGACCACAAUCACCACCAUCACCACCACCAUCACAGAGGAGGGGACGAGGCAGGGCACGUUACAGGACAUGGUACAGCACAUAGUACAGGACAUGGCACUGGACACCACAGGUCCAAAGAGCGUGAGCAGGACCAUAACGAACGCAACAAACAGCGCUCACACCAUCACCACCGGCCUGCCCGGGACCACCACCACCACUACUACGACCGGGACAGAGACAGGGACCGAGAGGGGGAGGUGGCUCCCAAAAAGAGGGGUGACACAGGGGAAUGGGCCAGAGACACAUACAUCCAUCCAAACAGACAAAAACCCUGAAUCACAAAUACACUAAGGAUGGGCUCCUUAGAGAGACCAUCUUGUUGUCCAAUUGUGCUGCUACACCCCAAACCACAGCAUCCUAUUUAUGUACACCUUUGUAAAUGCUGUUUUUCAUCAACAGGAGUUUUGGUAACAUAGAUACAAAUAUAAAUAUAUGUAUGUGUAUCUAUGCAUAGACAAUGUUUAUGUGUGGAUAUGCAUGAUUUUCUCAAAUAUGCAUCUUAAACAUGUGUUGGACAUGGCAUGACACAAAGGCAGAUAUUUUUCUGAAGCUGUGCUUUUUGUGAUUACCUAAAGUUUGUUUUGCUUGCUAUCACUUGAAUCAUGUGUUCCUUCAGACUACUACUGGGGCUAGUUUGACUUACUAUAUCUUAGUUAUUUUUUAAUUAUACUGGGCAUAAAAAGACAUAUUUCUGCCUCCUCUGAGGUGCUCAACAAUAAUGCCCUUUUACAUGAAGGGCUGUUCUUUGGAUCCAGAAAAUCUUUAUUGAAUCUGAUACAUCAUUGAUUCUGCACUUAUGCUACUGAAAGUGUAAUCAUGUGAUUUGAUAGAAACUUAAUAGUUACUGCUGGUCCACAACCAAAUCUGAAUGUAGGUUAAUCUUUUAUUAAGUCUGAUCCCUUUUCUAAUGAAUGUUGUUUAAGUCCCUUUCUCUUUUAAUCCCAAAUUAUUCAGUAAACAAUAUUCGUUUCUUGGAACCUCACUCAGUCAUUUCACCUACAUACUAAUUUAGGAUACAAUUCAAAGGUUAAUCAAAAUGGAAAAUCAUAUUAAUUAAUAUUAAUGAUAUUGUUUGCACCCUUCAAAGUUUGGCUUUCCAAAUCUUUUUAAGGCACAGGUCAAACAGGUCACUCAAUUUAACUGCACUCUGCCCUCAGUUUACUGGACAAAUACACUAGUUGUUUUCAUCUGACAAUUGCACUUCAAUCCUGACUCGUUUCUAUGCUACAAAGAUAGCAUUGCAGAUUUUGAUCAUUGUACAUGUACAUGGGUAUGUACAUAAGAUGUCAUAUAUAAAUAAAGUUGGCAGCAAUAGA
Molecule: messenger RNA, 3568 nt
Organism: Periophthalmus magnuspinnatus
Lineage: Eukaryota; Metazoa; Chordata; Actinopteri; Gobiiformes; Gobiidae
Gene: cacnb2a
Product: calcium channel, voltage-dependent, beta 2a
Exons: 13
Coding region: 509-2527 (672 amino acids)
Biological process (GO): neuromuscular junction development; regulation of voltage-gated calcium channel activity; calcium ion transmembrane transport
Cellular component (GO): voltage-gated calcium channel complex
Molecular function (GO): protein binding; high voltage-gated calcium channel activity
Source: RefSeq, a predicted model, not a curated record